Molecule: messenger RNA, 1795 nt
Organism: Salvelinus namaycush (lake trout)
Lineage: Eukaryota; Metazoa; Chordata; Actinopteri; Salmoniformes; Salmonidae
Product: dynein regulatory complex protein 9-like
Exons: 9
Coding region: 385-1515 (376 amino acids)
Biological process (GO): cilium organization; sperm axoneme assembly
Cellular component (GO): sperm flagellum; cytoplasm
Molecular function (GO): protein binding
Source: RefSeq, a predicted model, not a curated record
UUAUUAUUUUUUGACCAUGCUGGUCAUUUAUGAACAUUACAACAUCUUGGCAAUGUUCUGUUAUAAUCGUUGUGCGUUACCAGGGUAACCGGGGUAAACUACCAAGUGUGCUGCUAGACUAGCUCAACUAUGCUCUAGUUAAACUACUGGCCUUUUAUUGUCCAUAAAUAUAGCAAGUAAACUUCAACACGUUCCGUGAAGACACAUAAGAAAUAUACCUAGCUACGAAUCUGUUGAUUGUGUUAUUGAGCAUUUUGCCCAGGAUAUUUUCUAACACAAAAAUGUCACAGUUAGAAAACGGUAUCGUUAGUAGCUAGCUAGAUAGGUGAUGUUGUAAAUUGCUUGGCUAAUUUCGCUCGAAUUCAGUGUUCACAGACCAUCAGGAUGUCGGUUCCUUUGUCUGGGGUAGAGCUGCUCAGAGUGUGUACAGUGCUCCAGGACUGUGAGGCACAGCUGUCAGUGCUGGGUCACAUCAUGCCCGACACCUACAGGGGUCGUCCAGAAGCUGAUAAGUUUGUGUCAGCCGACAUUGCACAGGUCCUUGAACAGCAGAAAGGGGCAGAGCAGAACCUGAAAGCAGCCCGUCAGUUUGAGAGAGAGUCUGGGAGACUGUCAGAUGCCACCCGUGAGCUGCACAGAUCCCAGAAGGAACUGAACCGCACACUAGAGGAGAACCCACUGUCCCCUGACAACCUGGCCAAGGUGCAGAGAGACAGUCAGUUUGUGGCUCACGUGAUUGCUGAUGUGUUGGCAGAGCUGCAAGAGAAAGGGACCUUUCACAGCUUGCUUUUCGCUGUGGGAGAAGAGAAAAGAAGGAAGGCCAACCUCCAGGACAUAAUAAUCAGGGAGGAGGGCAGCCAGCAGAGGAUCAAAGCUCUUCAGAGACAGCUGCUUGACAUCCGCAAGGAAAAAACUCUGGAGCUGCAGCGACGUGAAGAGAUGACUGCCCACCUGAAGGACCAGCUACAGGGGAUGAAGGCUAAAACUGGGCUGGAGAGGAAGUAUGUGAAGAGCAGCGCGGAGCUGCUGGUGUACCAGGGACAGAAGAUCAACACACACUCUGAGAAGCAGCUGGAGGAUGAGAUCAGGCUACAGCAGAAGAGGUUGGAGGAGGAGAGGAGAGUUCAUAUGGAGACGGAGACUUUCCUCAAGGAACAUCAGACAAGUCUGGGGGAGAAGCUGGAGGUGUGGAUGGAGCGCUAUGAGAGAGACAUGGAGGACAAGCAGCAGGAGCUCAACAGCCUGAGGAACAACAAAGCUAACAAUCUCUCCCAGCUCCAGGAGCUGGCCAAGAAGUACAGAGACAUUGAGCAGGUGGUCAUCGAGGACAGGAUGGAGAAAGAGGCCCUACGCAGGAAGCUGGAGAAGGAACAUAUGGAGCGAGACGCAGCCACCAAGAUCCAGUCGUGGUGGAGGGGAACAUUAGUGCGACGCGGCCUGGGCCCCUAUAAGAAAGGCAAGACGCCCAAGUCCAAGGAGGGAAAGAAGGGAAAGAAGGGAAAGAAGAAAAAGUGAGGUGUCCCUUCUUCAAGAGCUCCAGUGAAAGGAAACCAAAAAAAAUUCUCAAUACAGACAUGUUACUUUUCAUCAAUGUUCAAUUCCUGAUUACAGACAAUCUAAGUCGACACUGGCCUGUAGGCAAAUAUAUCUUCAAUGAGAAAAGCUUUUUUUUUUUUUUUAACAGAGUAAAGUUGGCAUGGUCAUUUUGAAUACUACUACCACCAUUACCAGGUUCUUACUUAUAUGCAGUCUAACACAAGGGCAAGAAUGGUAAUAAACAAGCGUACUCAUGAGA